AUGCCCACUCGGAUAGACAGAACUACAGAGGCAACUGGCGAGAGCCUUCCCGCGUACAGCGAAGCGCCGCCUUAUACGGAAGCCGCCGAGUCGGAGGCAGCAUCGAGCAGCAGCCGCAGCGCCGGCGUGCCACCGGCGGCAGCACCACCGCCGGACUACAGACAGGCGUCUUUCACUCCCUACGUGCCCAUCCCGACGACGCUGUACGGCUUCAGCAAGACGGCGUACCGCGGGCUUCACCUGUGCGCCGACGCCGACGGCCGGGCCAAGCUCUUCUACGCCGUCCACCAUACGGGCAUGAGCGGUACGGGUCCUCUGGGCGGCCGCCUCGGCGUGCAUCUACACAACGGCCUCGACAACAGGGCGCCUGUUUUGGCGGCCGCGGGUCAGCGCCUGCAGCACGAGUCCUUUCGGGAGCGUACCAGCGUCGUUUUGCUUCCACCGCACAUGCCCCCCGCCGCCGACCAUGGAGGCGGCAGUAGAAACGUGGUGGGUAUCGCUAGCUACACCGACGUCCUCAUGGAGGUGCAUAACACGCGACGGGGGCCGCCGGUCUUUCGGCUCAAGCUGGAGAUUGGCGCCGGAACGGCGAAUACGCUGCGUCCGGCAAAGUUUGCGUGGUGCAGGGGGCUCGGAGCAGGCGGUAACGAAUACACGCUCGUGAGGAAACUCUUUCGACAUGGAGAAAGGUACGCAGCCGCUGGGGCGUCCCGCUGCGCCUUUCCAAGGACGGAGGACGAGGAAAGGGCUGCGGCGGAGAAGGGCUCGGCAGAGGACGACGAUGGCGAGGUGGUGGCGGUCUUGACCUGCGGGAGCGCUCUCAAGACGUGGGGGAGGGGCAGGAGGAGGCUGUUCACGAUUGAGUUGCGGGGAAGCGCGGCGUGGGGCUUGCUGGGGGAGCGGUGCACGGUCAUGAUCGUGACGACGGCAGUGAGGGUGUAUCAGAUGCAUGAGCAGGGCAUGACGAGUAGGAGUACCUUCUGGGGCUCGAUGGGAAAGCACGAGAAGAAGAAUGCUACUGAGAAGAAGUCGAGAAAGGAAGAAGGGAAGGCAGCGGACACGCUAGGGCAGGCUGUUGACGCGGCUGCGUUGUUGUCGGAGCUGCGGUAG
This is a messenger RNA of Akanthomyces muscarius, 1110 nucleotides long. RefSeq lists its product as uncharacterized. The record is from RefSeq and is a predicted model, not a curated record. Lineage: Eukaryota; Fungi; Ascomycota; Sordariomycetes; Hypocreales; Cordycipitaceae. The transcript has a single exon. The coding region runs from base 1 to 1110 and encodes 369 amino acids.